AGCCUAAAAAAGUUUGAAAGAAGAAGAAGAAGUGUGUUGUCCGAGACUGGGCUGAAGAUGAGAAAAACCCUGAUUAUGUGACUUUCCUGGCUGUGUACGUAAAAAUAGUUAAUUAAAUCAUCCCAGUCAUUGGCAGGAGAAUAGAUGGAUGGCAUUGAAAAGUUCCAGAGGCUACAAAUAGUGCAAUAAAAUGGAUGAAGUUGUCUUCCGGAUGGAGCAAAAUUUGGAGGCUUUCCAGGUUCGAAUGGGAAUGGCGGCUGAGAGUGGGAUGAGAAUUGUUCGACAGGCAUCGGAUGAGGGCAGAAAUAUGGCACUGAGGGCUCUGAGGGAUCCCUCUUUCGAUGGCGUGCGCAAUUCCUUCCAGAGUAUCUGGUCCAGCUGUCUUGAACUUCUUGAAAGGAUAAGACACUCAGCAGUGGAUAUGGCAGAUCCUAAUUUCCUCUAUGAUCAACUCCAACUCUACUUCAGAGAUGAGAUCUCUAGAAAUAAUAUGUUCUUCGUGUGCGUGGGAUUGGGUCUUGGGACAGCUGGAGGCUUUCUCUUGGGCCUCUGGCUAGCACGUCCCUCAGUCUCUGCUCCCGUUAUGAAAUCCAUCUCAUGCUCCUACUUUGGUGCCGCGGAAAGUGUCUCCCUGACCAGGGUAUCAGUUCCACAGAUGUUCUCAGACACAGAUAUCCUCAUUCGUAUUCGAGCAGCUUCGUUCCAUCGACUGGAUGAGCAAAUAACCCGUGGCUAUGGCAGAACUCUCCGGCGGAUGAUCAGCAACACUCCAGAAACUCCUCUGGUUCUGGGGCGCGCUGCCGCCGGGGUCGUUGAGGCUGUCGGCAGAGAUUGUCGCAGUGGCCUAGAGAUUGGGGAUGAGGUAUGGCUAGUGGCUCCCUGGUAUGCUCCCGGAGUGGCUGCAGAGGUGGCUGUGGUGCCAGAAAGUCGCGUGGGAAGGAAACCCUUCAUCACGGGUUUCGAGGGGGCUGCCAGCCUCCCUUACAGUGGCUGCGUGGCGAUGGGGGCGCUCAAGCAGGCUGAUCUGGGGGAACACAAUUGCGCCGGGAAGCGCAUUCUCGUGCAGGACGGAUGCUCACCUGUGGGAUGUGUCUUGACUCAACUGGCCAAGAAAUGGGGAGCCACUGUAACAGCUACAUGCUACGUGAGAUCAGUUCCUGUCAUCCGGGCUCUUGGAGCUGAUGAUGUUAUCACUCUGAGAGGCGAAAGUCCCUCUGAUGGCCUCUUCCUGUCCACCGACUCGAGCCUGGUGGAGAAAUUUAACCUCAGCCAUGCUCUGGCCACUCGCGAAGUCACCUUCGAUGUCAUCUUCUUCACCACAUUCGUCAGCUACGACAAGAGUUUCCUGCACAAGUACCUGUCACCGGGCGGAAGGAUCAUUGACACGUGCGAAAUGCCGCUGCUGUCGGAUGAUUUGGGUUUUCUGGGCAGGUGCUUUCUAUCGUGCUUUGUGGCUCUGAGACGAUUUGCCGGAUGGGUGAUACGAAGUCCACCAGAUUGGGGUGGUCCCCAUCUGUGUCACCUCACCCUCGACAGACUUGCUGGCUAUGUCAAUGAGGGCCUGCUGCAGACUGUUGUGGACCAGGUGUUCACUCCUGAGGAUGCUCAGCGUGCCAUCGAACACAUUUGCAGUGAAAAAGCCAUUGGGAGCACCAUUGUAACUUUCCGGGACAGCAAAUAAUGUGCAUUGGUGUUUUGUGUUCAAAUAAAAAAAAAGGAUUCUUGAUGCUAUUAGGACCAAUUUAGCAAAGAUCCAAAAAGAAAAAAUUGUUGAAAGGACAAAUAAAAGUCGUGUUUUAAAUGUACAGAAGAAA
This is a messenger RNA of Phlebotomus papatasi, 1814 nucleotides long. Its product is annotated as reticulon-4-interacting protein 1, mitochondrial-like. The record is from RefSeq and is a predicted model, not a curated record. The transcript is spliced from 6 exons. Bases 191 to 1681 code for a protein of 496 amino acids. Lineage: Eukaryota; Metazoa; Arthropoda; Insecta; Diptera; Psychodidae. Gene Ontology annotation, molecular function: oxidoreductase activity. Gene Ontology annotation, cellular component: mitochondrion.